AUGAAUAAAGACUAUCAGAAUGAUAAAAUUGAAAUGACAGACCUCUCGGAAAAUUCUCCGAGAGUUAUAGAUAUGGAAUUUGAUAUCGAUGAACAAUUGUUAGAGAGAUUAAGAAAAAUUUGUCCGACAUUAUAUGGAAUGUGUGAAGAAUGCCAGCAGCCAAAUACAGACGAAUCAUGGUUUUCUAAAGCUAUUUGGACCGAUGGACCCAUAGUUAAAUGGGAUAUUAAAAAGGGAGAAUGGAAAAGAAUUGGUGCUCAACCAGUAAUUUUCAAAAGGUUGAAUAAUUCAAAAAUCAUUUCGCAAAAGUUUUUAGACGAGGUGAAGAUUUAUCAAAAUGUGAUAUUAAUUGCUUAA
Molecule: messenger RNA, 357 nt
Organism: Cetraspora pellucida
Lineage: Eukaryota; Fungi; Glomeromycota; Glomeromycetes; Diversisporales; Gigasporaceae
Source: the annotation of a GenBank genome assembly